This is a messenger RNA of Auxenochlorella protothecoides, 1482 nucleotides long. RefSeq names its product Tropinesterase. The coding region runs from base 1 to 1482 and encodes 493 amino acids. Lineage: Eukaryota; Viridiplantae; Chlorophyta; Trebouxiophyceae; Chlorellales; Chlorellaceae. The record is from RefSeq and is a predicted model, not a curated record. The transcript has 4 exons.
AUGGCUGCCGGGUUGAGGGACGCCCUGGCGGCAUACAAGGCCCUUCUGGGCCCUGCAGCAGACCCUCAGACCCCCGAGGAAGCCGAGAGAGACCGAGGCGCCUACUUUCAGCAGCUGCGGGACAGCCUGAGCCCCGGCCCCUCUCUGGCCAACGAGGUCCAGGCCUGGCCCCGUAGUCCUGCCGCCGACCUGCCUCGCUCCCGCCACCUCUCCAUCUCCACGGGCAUGCGCCUUAGGUAUCUGGAGUGGGGCAGAGGCGGGGACGAGACCGUCCUCAUGUUGCACGACGCUGGUUCCGGUGCUGAGGCCUGGUCGCCCGUGGCAGGGCCCUUGGCCGCCCGUGGUAUGAGGGUGCUGGCCGUCGACAUGAGAGGCCACGGCGACUCCACCUGGUCCAGCGACCGCCGCUACUCCCUCCCGGUGCUGGCGGAGGAUGUGCUGGCCUUCAUUACCGCCCUGGACCUCUACACUCGCCCCCUGGCUCUAGUUGGAGUGGGCGUCGGCGGCGCAGUCGCCAUGGCCGUUGCCCAGCAGCGCCCCCGCCUGGUAGGGGCCCUGGCCGUCGUAGAGUUCGCCCCUCCCAUAUUCGAGGAGACUGGCAGCGCCAAGGAUGGCAAGAUGCCAGAGCAGCUGGAGGACGACCGGAGGGGGGGAGCACCUGUGGAGGACGGACCGGGCUGCUCCAAGAGUUAUGAGCCUGGCUAUCGCAGCCCAGCAACCCGACUCCCCGCCUGGCAGCGCAGCCGGGCCGGCGAGGCUGCUGCUUCAUCAACCCCUGCCAACAUCUCAGCCAGCCUGCUGAGCGCCCCAUGGUGGGGCGGGUACCCGGGCCAGGGCGCUCGAUUCGAGGGCCUGGUCCAGCUGGCGGCCCUGCUGGGGCACCCGCUCUCGGCGCUGGGGCCCCACGACGCCGCUUCCUGCGUGGCGUGGAUGGCGGCGAUGCGCGAGGGGGGAUCGACAGCCGAGGCCGAGGCGGCGCGGACAAAUCUUCAAAGGACGCUGACGACGCCGAGGGCGGCAGUGGCAGCGGCCGCCGCCGCAUGGACGGCCGUGCGGCUGCCGCCUGGAGCCCAACCCGAGGAACUCGCGGCAAACGCCCUCGCUGGUCCCUUGGACCUCCGCGCCGACCCUGCCUGGCUGUUCCACUUCGACCCGGGCGCGGUCCUGCGGCGCAUGCCGGCCGUCACCGCGCACAUCGCCGUCAUGGACUUCCUGGAGGGGCCGGCGAUGGCGGCCCUGCAGAGGGGCAGCGCGGUGAGCAGGCGCCCUGAAGUCCUGGGUCUGAAGACCCUGCCCCGCUUUGACACCCUGCAGGACGCGCAAAAGGCGCUUGGACCCCGGCCCCUCCCCAGGCCAGAGGCUGUGGAGGAAGCCCUGAGGAAGCUGGAUCUGGAGAACGGAGAGGAGCCAGGUUCAGUGGGUGACGCACACCAGACAGCCCUGGCCAACAACCCCUCCGACUACUUUGGCAUGGUCGGGUGA